CAUAGGAGCCCCGCGCUGCGCCGUGCCGCGCCGCGCCGCGCUGCGUGGAGAGUCCACUCCCCAGGAGGUGUGACCUGGGGGCUGGAGUCCUUAGUACCCGUGCGAGGGGGUGUCUGAGCGCGCGGAAGGGUGAGAUAAGGGACCAUGUGAUUCACCUGAGCACUGGGCUAGUGCAGGAGGAGGGACCCAAGAGCAGGUGAAGGGAGGCGCAGAGUGGAUACCUGCAGGAGGCCGUCGGAGCCAAAUAGAAGGAGGAAGAGGAGGAGAAAGGUGCUGCUGGUGGGACAAAACUCCCCAGCUCCCCAGCGACAAUGUCUAUUAAGAGGAAGAACUGGUCCGCACUGUCAAGCUUGGCACUGCAAAGGACUUUGGAGGAUGAAGAGGAGCAGGAGCGAGAACGACGUCGGAGGCACCGAACCCUGAGUUCAACUACAGAUGAUGAAGCCCCCAAGGUCACCCACAAUGGUGACCAGCCAGCAGUGGAAAGGCUCCCAAGCCUGGAGGAAGCUGAGGCCCCCAAGCUUCAUUCCUCCGUCAAAGAUGAAGAGGAUGAGAAUUUCCAGGCAGUUCUCAGAACGAGGCAGGAACGGAGGCUGCGGCGGCAAGCCCUGGAGGCUUCCCAGCCCCCCAUCAAGGAGCAGUUAGAAGCAGAGGAGAAAAAAGAGAACCAGGGUGCAGUGUGGGUCACACAGCAGCCCCCAGUGUCCCAGAAGGACAUAGUUCCUCCACCUAGACGAAGGUUAAGCCAGAAGCAGAGAGGACCCUGGGCCAAAGAUGAGAAGAGUCUGGAGGGAGGAGAGACAAAGGAGGAGAAGACAUUGGACCAAAGGACAGUUUCAGCCCCAGAAAGGACACCAAUCCAGGACCAGACGGCCUCAGAGAAAAAAUUAGUUUCAGAGAAGACAUCAGCUCGGGACCAGACAUCUCCAGAAAAGAAAUUAGCUUCAAGGAAGACACCAUCUUCAGAGAAGGUAUCAUCCCUAGAAAAGACAUUGACCCCUGAGGAAGCAUCGGUCCCAAAGAAGGCAUUAACUGGGGAAAAGCCACUAAUUUCAGUGAAGACAUCGGGCCAAGAGAAGGCAGUAGUUUUAGAAAAGGUGUCUGCUUCUGAGGAAUCCUUGGUCCCAAAGAAACUAUCAGCUCGGGAGAGGGCACUGGCUUUUGAGAGGGCAUCAGCUCAAGAGAAAACAUUGACUCCAGAGAAGGGGUCGAAUCGGGAAAAAGUACUGACCUUGGAGAAGACUUCAGCUCAGGUAAAAGCAACAGCUUCAAAGAAGCUGGGCCUGGAACAGGCCCCAGUUCAGGCUCAAGAGCAGAAGGAUUCUGAAGGAGGUGUGCCAGAAAAAAAGGAACAAAAAAUAAGGGAGACUUCAAAGAAGUCACCCUCCUCGGAGGGACCUGGAGAGGAGAAGAAGUCAGAACCUCAGGCAGUGGCCUCUCGCUUCCGGCCCUUCACUCUCCAGGUAAAGAUUCCAAGCAGCAAAGAGGCAGAAACAGAAUUGACUUCUCCAAGCCAGAUCACCUACAGCAGUUCCCUCAGACGCUCCAGCUCCAGGACCAUCUCCUUUCGGAUGAGUCCUAGGAAAGAAAACUCAGAGACAACGUUUACCCGUAGUGCCAGUGUGAGGCUCCCGAGCAAUACAGUCAAGUUGGGGGAGAAGUUGGAGAGAUACCAUACAGCUAUACAGAGGUCAGAAUCUGUUAAGUCUCCAGGCUCUUCCAGGACUGAGUUCUUCGUGGCCCCUGUUGGGGUGGCCAGCAAGCGGAGCCUCUUUGAGAAAGAGCAAGUCAGGAACAGCAGAGCUGAGCCACCUCUGAGCAGAAAGGAGGACCUGAGACUCUCAGGUGUGGUGACCUCACGGCUCAACCUGUGGAUUAGCAGAAGCCAGGAUGCUGGAGGAGACCAGGACUCCCAGGACUUAAGGAAGGAGACAACACCUACCAAGAAGACUUCAUGGGGAAAGCAAGCCACCUCUCCCACAGAUGUCUAGCUAUGACAAGAGGUGCCCAGAUGAGAAGGGCUGGAUCUGCAGCCUACAUGACAGCCCUGAGUGUUUGGUCAAUGCUGUUCUCACUUCUCACCACUCCUCUGUGAAGUUUCCCUUCUAGCCCCUGAAAGCCAGGACUGACUGGGCCUCAGACCCUGGAGCACCUAAGAAUACCAGAGAGAAAUAUCACUGUCAAAAGGGGUAAAAAGAGAGAAAGAGCUGGGCACUCCAGGUGAAUCUCACCCAGCUCCUUCUUUGCUGAAACCAUUGGUCCCAGGAACACGUUGGCAUCUUUACAGCUUACUGUAGUUGCUCUCCUACCUUUGAGGACUCUGGACAGGGACCAAAGGCUCUAUCCUCCAUUCAAACCAUCUCCAGUCUAGCAAGGAGCAGGGGAUGAAUCGUGCUCAUUGUGGGGCCUCUGGGAGGGAAAGAAGGGGACUAGAUAGAGCCAGAACAGUCCUAACAGGGAUCAGAUGAGUUGUGGCAUCUUCAGAAUUCUGUCUAAAAUGAUUCUCACAGUCCUGGCUCAUCACUAAUGUUCCUAGCAGGGCUCUCCCCCUACAAGGACUGAGUCCUUGAUAUUGCCUCUCACCUCUGAUAUGUCUCCCUACCUAUAUUCCCCAUCAAUGACCCUCCCCCGUUUCCUCACUGGCUCCAAAGACCAGACAUCUUGUUCACUUUUAUCUACCCAGGGCCACAUGGCAAGGGGGGAAAUUUUGUCUUUGACAUGCUCAGAUGCCUGUUUUUGGUUUCUUCCCCACCUCCAAACUAGCCCUUCAACCCCCCUUUAAGGUGGCCACUCUCCUUCUGCUCUUUCUCUAAUCUCCCCUGCCCAAAACUUCUUUUGGGAAAAGACCUUAUAAAUAGCAUUCAUAUGAAGGUAUAAGAGACUGAUAAUAACUUAAACUCUUUGAUUUUAAAUAGGGACCAAAGCCUUAAAAUAUGAUAAUGAAACCAGGGGUGGAAGCCUUAUCAGUACUCUUGAUAUUGUCACUCAUUGGGGGCAUGAAGAUGACUUGGUGGAUUGAGAACUAGGCUUAGGGGCAGGAGAUUUUGGGUUCAAAUGUGACCUCAGACAUUUCCU
Molecule: messenger RNA, 3075 nt
Organism: Gracilinanus agilis (Agile Gracile Mouse Opossum)
Lineage: Eukaryota; Metazoa; Chordata; Mammalia; Didelphimorphia; Didelphidae
Gene: LAD1
Product: ladinin 1
Exons: 10
Coding region: 312-1991 (559 amino acids)
Molecular function (GO): structural molecule activity
Source: RefSeq, a predicted model, not a curated record